This is a messenger RNA of Populus euphratica (Euphrates poplar), 1852 nucleotides long. RefSeq names its product aspartic proteinase-like. Gene Ontology annotation, molecular function: aspartic-type endopeptidase activity. The transcript has 14 exons. Lineage: Eukaryota; Viridiplantae; Streptophyta; Magnoliopsida; Malpighiales; Salicaceae. Bases 101 to 1639 code for a protein of 512 amino acids. Gene Ontology annotation, biological process: proteolysis; lipid metabolic process. The record is from RefSeq and is a predicted model, not a curated record.
UCCCUUGUUUUCUAUAUAUUCUGUUCUCUGCUCCAUUUCUCGCUCCGUGACUCUCUCUCCUUUCGCUUUUUGCUUCUCAAAAAUCAAAAUCCGUGUAAACAUGGGAGUGAACUUGCAAGCAAUUGUGGGGUUUGUGUUUCUUUCAUUUCUGUUGUUUGCUGUUGUAUCAUCCGCGUCGAAUGAUGGUUUGCUUAGAAUAGGAUUAAAAAAGGUGAAACUUGAUAAGAACAACCGAAUUGCUGCACGGCUUGAUUCCAAAGAGACCUUGAGAGCUUCUAUUAGGAAGUAUAAUCUUUGCAGUAAUCUUGGAGAAUCCGAGGAUACUGAUAUUGUUGCUUUGAAGAAUUAUCUGGAUUCUCAGUACUAUGGCGAGAUUGGUGUUGGCUCUCCUCCUCAGAAGUUCACUGUGAUCUUUGACACUGGUAGCUCCAAUUUGUGGGUGCCAUCAUCUAAGUGCUAUUUAUCGGUUGCUUGUUACUUCCAUUCUAAGUACGACUCUGGAAAAUCAAGUACCUACAAGAAGAAUGGAAAAAGUGCUGAAAUUCGCUAUGGCAGUGGAUCUAUUUCUGGUUUCUUCAGUAAUGACGCCAUCGAAGUUGGUGGCCUGGUUGUGAAAGAUCAGGAAUUUAUUGAGGCAACUAAGGAGCCUGGUAUCACAUUUUUGGUGGCCAAGUUUGAUGGUAUAUUGGGACUUGGGUUCAAAGAAAUUUCAGUGGGAGAUGCUGUGCCUGUCUGGGACAACAUGAUUAAACAUGGUCUUAUCAAGGAACCAGUAUUUUCUUUCUGGCUUAACCGCAAUGCAGAGGAUGAAGAAGGGGGUGAAAUUGUGUUUGGUGGGAUGGACCCGAAACAUUACAAGGGCAAGCACACUUUUGUUCCUGUGACACGGAAAGGCUAUUGGCAGUUCAACAUGGGUGAUGUCCAUAUUGGUGAUAAACCAACUGGGUAUUGUGCCAGCGGUUGUGCAGCAAUUGCAGAUUCUGGAACUUCCUUGUUGGCAGGUCCAGCGACUAUAAUUACAAUGAUAAAUCAAGCCAUUGGAGCCUCUGGAGUUGUUAGCCAGCAAUGCAAGGCUGUUGUUUCACAAUACGGGGAAGCCAUAAUGGAUUUGCUACUCUCUGAGGCACAGCCAAAGAGGAUUUGCUCUCAAAUUGGGCUUUGCAUGUUUGAUGGAACCCGUGGCAUAAGCAUUAGCAUUCAGAGCGUGGUGGAUGAGGGCAAUGACAAGUCAUCUGGUGUUCUUGGUGAUGCUAUGUGCUCUGCUUGUGAAAUGGCAGUUGUCUGGAUGCGAAGCCAGCUGAAGCAGAACCAGACACAAGAUCGUAUAUUGGACUAUGCGAGUCAGCUUUGUGAACGAAUGCCAAACCCGAUGGGAGAAUCAGCUGUUGACUGUGAAAGUGUUCCUUCCAUGCCCACGGUUGCCUUCACAAUUGGAGGCAAAGAGUUUGAGCUCGCUCCAGAGGAGUACAUUCUCAAGGUUGGCCAGGGUUCAGCUGCCCAGUGCAUCAGUGGCUUCACUGCUUUGGAUAUACCUCCUCCUCGGGGACCUCUCUGGAUACUGGGAGAUAUUUUCAUGGGUCGUUACCACACUGUCUUUGAUUCUGGAAAGCUAAGAGUUGGAUUUGCAGAGGCAGCUUAAAGGAUAUAGUUUGGGGUCUGUCUCAUAUUUCCCCAUCUUAUCAACUAAUAUGUAAUGUGCUUUUCAAAAGGUGAUGGGAGUCACUGAUGAAAAAUAUGAUGUUUCUGCCCCCUACUUAAAUUAAACAGAUGUUAUUGUAAAUAUUCAUUUGCUUGCUUCUUAUCAAUUACAGAUUGAUACAGUAUAAAAUGCCAUAUGCAUUGAAUGCUGUGU